AUGUAUGACGACGGAUGCUUUACGGAUUGCAAUGUGCCGUCCGAUGCCAGCUACGCGAAGGCGUUUGACCAGCAAUCCGCUUCUUCAUCUACGCAGGUCCCGAGUAAGUCUUCGUGCUUAGCGACGAACGUAUCAACCCAGCAAACUGGGGGGGAGAUAGCGGCCUCGCAGGACCGAGAAACACCUUCUGAAACAAUCCUUCCGGCUUACUUUGACCAGGGAAUUCCAUCGGUGUUUAAUGAGUGUUGGGUGGUUUUUGGCGGAGAUGAGGCCAUUGCGCCUAGCGAGGGCCAAGUUUCCUUGCUCCCUCUCAGGGACGAGGUGGAUACAUUGACGCGAGUACGCAGUGCUAACGGCACCAGGGAGUGUGGCUGCGGCUUGCCGCCUUCGUCGUCUUCAUUGUGGGGUUCCUACCCUUUUCAGACCUCGGAGCGCGUUGGUUGGACCGAAGCGUCACCACCGUCCGCAAGAGCCACCUCUUCCCAAUCUUCUCACUGUGCAGCGACGCAAUCAGCGUGUGCGCCGGAAGGUGCCAUCAAAAAUUUACCACGUCCCUCCAUCUAUCCUUUUUUUGAGGAUUUGUGGGUGACGCGGGGCAGUAACUCGCUGGGGUGUCCAAGGCAAGAGCAGCAUCUCUCUGAGAAAGGGCAUGCCGUGACACCGUUUUUGGCUCCCGUAGAGCUUCUCAAGCUACGGGGUCACCAACCUGCGUUGCAAUGUCGGUCAGCUAAUAGCAAUAGUAAUUUGUUGAAUGCUGUUGGCGUUGCCCAGCGUGAGACAUGCGUGGAGGUGCCAGAAAAAGUAACAGAGACGGUGAAGGCCAAAACGGCGGACGCGCUCCCUUCCGAUGAAGCUCGGGGCAAGCGAGAGACAGAGAAGGAGACCUUGUCGCGUGCAGAAAGGGGCUGUGUCACGGAGCCUCCUCGAAGUGAGCUCGAAGAUAGGAUGAGGUUACGCCAAAAGUGUUUGGAUCCGGAGACUUACUUUGCUAUCCGCCGUGGAGCACACAGGGCAUCUUUGGCGCUUGUUCGACAACGGCUCAAUGGACAUUUCACACACUCCAAAACACAGUGA
This is a messenger RNA of Trypanosoma conorhini, 1074 nucleotides long. RefSeq lists its product as uncharacterized. Bases 1 to 1074 code for a protein of 357 amino acids. The record is from RefSeq and is a predicted model, not a curated record. Lineage: Eukaryota; Euglenozoa; Kinetoplastea; Trypanosomatida; Trypanosomatidae. The transcript has a single exon.